CUUAUUGGUUAUUUGUACAAUCAUAUCGCGCGCUUGUAGCCAAUCUAAAACACCAUACCCACCCAGCGAAAGCUAUUUUUUUAUCCGCUUAAAGCGUCAGGAGGAGGAUGUUCUAUCAUGGGCUGCACCGGACAACUUAUUGACAAUGACUGUAAUUUGCUAAAGUGGUCGGCGGAGUGUUUCUCUGUGCUUCCGUUUACCAAAAUAAUGUGAAGUUAUCAAUGAUUUUAUUCCUCCCACGAGAAAAGGCGCAACUCUUGCUGUCUCUGCAGUUCACUCCAAAAACUCAAUUGAGCUGUCAACACGUCGCUGCAAGGUUUAUCAAUGGGGUUGCAUGCAUGGAUUUGACUGCGGAUUGAGCUGGUGACCUUGUGACUAGAAACUCUCUCACUUCAGGACCAUGAGCAUGGCUCUGGCCUGGCUCCAGUCUCACCUGCCCUGUACUAACCCAACCAGUAUCACCAGUAUCAACCAUCAGCACGCUUCCAGAAAAGCUUGCUAAACAGGACUGUGUGGAAAGCUAUGCUAUCUGGGACUUGGCUGCGUUCUGUGGGGCACCAGCAGCCUGCUGCAGCGCCUGGUGUGACCCCCAGAAGCAUGACGGUGUGUGGGGUCCCCAGCGGCACAGUGGUCCUUGAGGCCCAGUAUGACUACAACUACCGCGGAGCGGAUGGACGGCAGGUUUGCAUCAGGGAGGGCGAACGGUUUAUUCUCCUGAAAAAGACCAACACUGACUGGUGGCAGGUGCGGAGGAUUGGGGCUGCCAGUAAAACAAAGCCAUUGUAUGUUCCUGCCACGUAUGUGACAGAGGUGCCCAUUGCACCAAUGCCCUCGCCACAGCGCCUGGUCGGGUCUGCCUCGCUGAACUCCAACCGCAGGAUACUGCCAAGGGUGUCACUCUCUCCCAGCCCAAAAGAGACAACCUAUAGUGAACAGCAUCAAGUGAACAAACCCAUGUGCCGCUCCAUGGAAAACCUCAACUCCAACAGUGCCUUUCAGGGGCUGGACAACAAAACUGGUACAGGUGGAGGCCACUUCCCCACCCUGCCCCUCUGGUCUGGUUUCACCUUUACCCCCAACUCUCCCACCUCCCCGUCAGGACACCUCAUGGUCCCUGGGUCCCCCACAGCUUCCACGGCACCACUAACUGCACCACCUAACCCCAGGGUGGUCCCCAUGAUCACUCGGAGCCAGAGCUCCAGCAACCUGCCUGAAAACCUGAUGGAGAACCUGUAUGAUGAGGUGGGCGGCGGCUUCAGCAGCCGUGUUAACCACAGGAUGCCCAAGAAGUCUUGUAGCCAGUGGGACAUGGUGGGAGCCUCCUGCAAGAAGAACCACCUGCAGGUCCCAGCAGAGUCAUAUAUGUCCCAGCUGUCCUGGAAGGACUCCCCUCUAUACACUGAAGUGCAGCCAGAGAAACGUCUGUCGCUCACAGAGCCCCCUAACCCUGCCCCUGGUCAGCAGCCUCUUCGGGUCAUUGACCUGUGGGAGCAGUACUCUGACCUGCCCACAGGGAGAUACUACUACGUCAACAGCAUCACCAAGGAGAGGUCGUGGAAACCCCCUCGCCGGGCCCGUGGACACACACCCAACAAGGCCGGUCCAUUACAACCUCAAACGUUACCCAGAGAAACCAGCCAUCUAUCGCUACCACUUCCUGAAGCUGGCAAUGGAACAAUGCACAGGUUGACACCUGAUUUCCUCUUCGAGAGCCACCAGAGGAGAAGUGACGGUGGCUGGCAGAUGAAACAGAGCAUGCAGCGCGCCGUCUCCUCUGACACCCUGAGCACGAUGUCAAUCAGCAAUGCCGAUGCUCAGUGCCAGAACUCUGCCGCUCUGCAUGAUGUCAAGCAGCAGCUCAGCCACUCCCAGUCUAUGAUCCUACCUGAGAACGGCAAGCUGGUCCAGCAGUGCAGAGAUUACUCCUGUAAUUUAACCAACAUCGUCGUGGAGCCUCCGUCUCCUGAGAGCUCUCCAGACAGUGAUGGCUGCACACCGGAGUUGGAGAAAGCCGGCCUCCUGAACAAGACGAAGAUCGCAGAAGGAGGCCGGAAACUGAGGAAGAAUUGGAGUCCUUCCUGGGUGGUGCUGGUUGGGAACAGUCUGGUUUUCUUUAAAGAUCCUAAAUCACAGACACCUUCCAGCUGGAAACCAGGAAACAGUCGUCCUGAGAGCAGUGUGGAUUUAAGAGGAGCACAGCUGCACUGGGCCAACAACCUGUCUAGCAAGAAAAACGUCUUCAAGCUGAGGACAGUGACGGGCAACGAGUUUCUGCUGCAGUCGGAGACAGACUCUCUGAUUAAAGAGUGGUACAACACCAUCCAGAACGUCAUCGACAGGCUGGACCGCGAAAACCCGUUAGACAAUGUCCUGCAGUACUCUCUGAGGCGAGCGGGCAGCGUGGAGAUGCUGGAACACAGCGGGGAUGAGGAUGACAGGAGAAUGUCGCCUGCAGCCCAACGAUCCACACUGACCUCCUCUUCCUCCUUCUCUUCCUCCUCCUUCACCUCCUCCUUUCCCACCUCUGCAGUCCCUCGCUCGUCAUCCAACCUGGAGAACACGGAGAGGAAGAGAGUGAAGACCCGGCUGAAGAAGCUGAUCCUAAGGAGACCUCCUCUGCAGGCGCUGCAGGAGAAAGGGCUCAUUAAAGAUCAGGUGUUUGGCUGUCGUCUGGAGAUGCUCUGCGAGAGAGAGAAGAGCACCGUCCCUCGCUUCGUCAGACUUUGUACUAACGCCGUGGAGAAGAGAGGACUGGACACUGAUGGCAUCUACAGAGUAUCAGGGAACCUGGCUGUGAUUCAGAAACUACGCUUCCUGGUGGACCAUGAGCGAGCGGUGACUACAGACGGCCGUUACAUGUUCCCGGCGGAGUUGGUACAAGAGGAGAAGCUGAAUUUGGACGAGAGUGAUUGGGAGGACGUUCAUGUCAUCACAGGAGCUUUGAAACUUUUCUUUCGCGAGCUUCCUGAGCCCCUGGUGCCCUUCGGCUUCUUCACCGACAUCGUGGAGACAGUUAAGAUGUCUGACUACAUGGACAAAGUGGAUCGUUUGAAGUGUCUGGUGCUUAACAUGCCUCCUCCAAACCAUGACACGCUGCAGUUCAUGUGUCGCCAUCUCAAACGAGUAUUGGAGCAUUCAGGCAACAACCGAAUGACCACCCAGAACAUCGGCAUUGUGUUCGGUCCGACCCUGAUGCGUCCAGAGCGGGACAACGGCAACAUGGCGGUGAAUAUGGUUUACCAGAACCAGGCGGUGGAACUCAUCCUCAGCGAGUUUGACCACAUCUUUGGAACAAGAGGGCCUUCUUGAUCUUUAUGGACAGAGGAGGAAAAAGGUGGGGGGAUUCAAAAAGCUCCUCCAGAUCAGACAAAAGCACAAGUAGUGCAGCGUUUGUCCUCUUUGCCUAUUGACUCAUGUGGUGUAAAAUAGGUUUCACAUCAAAAGAUAAUUACGGGGUAAAAAGAACCAGCACAGAAAGCUGCUAAUCAUGACAUCUGGCCUCCAUAUAAAGCCAUGUUAAAACAAUAAUAGUAAAACAAACCAAUUUUAGCUGCACUACUUGUGUCUUUGACUGCAGAUGUGGAUUGCAGCCUCUGUGUUCUUUACUGCUGGAGUGGACGCCCCCUUUGUCACAUUUCCUUGAUGUUUCAGACUCGAUCAAGAUAUAUAAAAGCCAUAAACGUGAUAAAUCUCGUCUAGCUAGCUGAGUAUUAAUCAGUUAUUUAUCAAGGAAUGUGAGGAAGGAUGUGUCUUAACGUGGCACUCAAACAAAACUUUGCAGAACCAUCUCACUGUGAAAACUUAUGCACCAGCACCUCUUGCAGCAAGGAUGGACAUAUCCCACCUGCAGUGGAAAGCGGAAGAUAUACAGUAAAAUAUGCAAACAAGAAGGAAGCAGGCUGGGCAUUUAAAUGUGACAGCAUCCCUGCUGAAGUUAUACAGUUUUUUAAUGAAGAUGUGAAGUUCAACAGGGGAUCUCUUCAAAGAUAAAAGCACAAUUUUAGUGAUGGGAUAAUGUGCCAACAGGGCAGCAAAUGUUCCUUUGUAUUUUGUAGUGUGUGUGUG
Molecule: messenger RNA, 4065 nt
Organism: Sander lucioperca (pikeperch)
Lineage: Eukaryota; Metazoa; Chordata; Actinopteri; Perciformes; Percidae
Gene: arhgap9
Product: Rho GTPase activating protein 9
Exons: 22
Coding region: 523-3309 (928 amino acids)
Biological process (GO): regulation of GTPase activity; signal transduction
Cellular component (GO): cytoplasm
Molecular function (GO): protein binding
Source: RefSeq, a predicted model, not a curated record